CUCCCGAGUCUGCCGGGGCCGCACCGGGGGAGGCUGAGCCCAUAGGCGGGGGGCUGCGCAGAAUUGUCUUUGUGCAGAAUGUCAUCAGAUGAGGAGAAAAGCUCAAGUCCAGUUUUGCCAAAAGACUCAGAUCGAGGCAGUUCUGUCUCUUCAGAUCUUCAGGAUGAAUAUGAAGAGCUGCUUCGUUAUGCUGUAGUGACUCCAAAGUUUGAACCGUGUGUCCUGAGGCAGUCUGAGCCUGCUGCAGAACUGACAGCACAUGACAGAUUUUCAAGUUUAAUGGAUGAAGUCAUCAAUCACCCUAAGACUCCAGAUUUUGAACUUGAGGGCAGUUGGAAUUGCAGCUCUUACAUAUCGUACAGAACACAGCCUUGUUUGAGGGUUUUUACACCGGUAAAGGGACCUUCUCAGGCAGACAUGGAAGGACUUUGCCCUGUUCGUUCGGGAGAGACUUCUUCACAAGGGUCCUCAUCUGGUCCAAGAGAGAUUGAUGAGACUAUAGUGACUGAGUUAAGUGUUUCAGAUGAAAAAGUGACCCAGAUAGAAAGCAUACUUGAUCUCUGGAGUGGAAGUCUUAAGACAAAUGUUCUGACUGAACUCAGAAAAUGGAAAAUGACUUUUAUUGAACAUCACAAGCUGGAAAUGAGACAAGAGAAAGAGAAACAUGCUGCACAUGUGAGACAGCUGAACAAUCAGAUGGAGAACCUGAGAGAGCUGCUACAUACUUACGAAAUCUCCAUUGGCAGAAAGGAUGAGGUAAUCACUAACUUGUCCCAUGCGAUAGACAAGCAAAAGGAGAGGAUAGAGCUAAUGAAAAAAUUUACACGGUGGCGGAUUCAGCACGUGGAGGCCAGACAAGAGGCAUAUGCAAAUAGACUGGCGGACAGACAGUUCCAGAUAGCUUUGAUGAAGAGGGUUUGGGCAGCUUGGCGCUCUCUUAGUGAAGCAAGAUGGAAAGAGAAAGUAGCAAAAGCCUGUCAGUUAAGGGCUGAGGAAGUCUGUGUUCAGCUUUCCAAGGAUUAUGAAGCUAAAAUUGCGGAGUUAAAUGUUGCCCUGGAAGAGGCAAAAGCUGAUAUCCUGAGACUGCAUAGUGAAAGGGAACAGUAUGAAGGCACCAUGAAAAAAGCCUUUAUGCGUGGUGUGUGUGCACUGAAUCUAGAAGCAAUGACCAUGUUUCAGGGCAAAGAAAGUAGGACAGACCAUGAUCCAGUAAAUAGGAGAGAAGAUCCUGGAACUAAUGCCACUGGAAGGCUCCCUCCUUCCCAAUUUGAUCCUCCGUCACCACCACCUCCAGCAGCAGCCACUGUUCCACAAGAGGAAAUUUUUUCAUCCCAUCUGGGCCACGCAAGUACUUCUCAGACCAGAUUAGAAUCAAAUUCUCCAGUAAUAGUCGCUAGUGCAGCUGUAGGAUCUGGCAUUACAUCAGCUCAAAAACUGCCUAUGGCAAGAGUAGUGACAUCUGCUCAGCAGAAGGCAGGAAGAACAAUCACUGCUCGAAUCACAGGCCGAUCUGAUUUGGGACAAAAGAACAGAAUUUGUAGUAGUUUAGCUGUAAUGGGAGUCUCACCACCCAUGAGUUCAGUCAUUGUAGAAAAGCAUCAUCCAGUCACUCAACAAACUAUAUCCCAAGCCACUGCUGCUAAAUACCCUCGAACUGUGCACCAUGCUUCUAGUGCCACCAGUGUGAGACCUCCUGGACACGGUGGACGAACACCUCAUAGCCAGUCUCAUACUAACAUUCAGUCAAUAAAAGUUGUGGACUAAGGAAUAUUUUGAAAUGCUUGAAUUUUUCCUUCCAGGUGGAGAGUUUUACCAAGUUGCAGAGUAAAGCUCUUCCCAAUGUUUCCAGACUGAUGUAGCAAGGCUCAAGGAUACAUCAUGUUUUUACCUUUUAAAAAUCAAAUUGUAGACCUACUCAAAUGUUGUGAGGGGCGGGAAAAAUAGCAAUUUGACUUUACAAUGUAGUUCUCUGUAAGUGCAAGCUAUGUCUAUUUGAGAAAACCUAUUUUAUUACAUGUAUACUUUAUUUAAGGAAGCUGUUGAAUACGGUUUUUAAUAAAGGAUCAAAAUAGA
Messenger RNA from Terrapene triunguis (Three-toed box turtle), 2073 nucleotides. It is a transcript of the gene POC5, whose product is annotated as POC5 centriolar protein. Bases 79 to 1764 code for a protein of 561 amino acids. Gene Ontology annotation, cellular component: centrosome. The record is from RefSeq and is a predicted model, not a curated record. NCBI's taxonomy places the organism in Eukaryota, Metazoa, Chordata, Testudines, Emydidae. The transcript is spliced from 13 exons.